This is a messenger RNA of Triticum aestivum (bread wheat), 738 nucleotides long. RefSeq names its product cytokinin dehydrogenase 6-like. Gene Ontology annotation, molecular function: flavin adenine dinucleotide binding; cytokinin dehydrogenase activity. The transcript has a single exon. The record is from RefSeq and is a predicted model, not a curated record. Gene Ontology annotation, biological process: cytokinin metabolic process. The annotation marks the transcript as partial. Lineage: Eukaryota; Viridiplantae; Streptophyta; Magnoliopsida; Poales; Poaceae.
CCCAAGUCAACGCCCUUCUUCUCCGAAGCCGAUAUCAAUAGGCUUGCUGGCCUCGCAUCCGAGACUGGCUCCGGCGCGAUCUACUUCAUCGAAGCCGCCAUGUACUAUGAUGAGACGACCGCCCCAUCUGUCAACCAGAAACUAGAGAUGGUGCUAGCUCAGCUGAGCUUUGUGCCCGGGUUCGUGUUCACCAAGGAUGUGACGUACUUCCAGUUCCUCGACCGCGUGCGCGUGGAGGAGGUUGUGCUUCGAUCGGCUGACGUGUGGGAUGUGCCACACCCAUGGCUGAACCUUUUCGUCCCCCGGUCACGCAUUCUCGACUUUGACGCUGGCGUGCUCAAAGGCAUCCUCGGGGGUGACAACCCAGUCGGGCUCAUCCUCAUGUACCCUAUGAACAUGGCAAAAUGGACCUCCCAAAUGACGGCGGUGACGCCUCCCACUGGCGAGGACGUAUUCUACACGGUGGGACUUCUUCGGUCGGCUCUAUCCGCCGAUGAACUAGAGCGCAUACAGAGGGAGAACCAAUCGGCGCUGGCGUUUUGUGACAAGGAGGGCAUCGAGUGCAAGCAGUAUCUGCCACACUACACAUCACAAGAUGGAUGGCGGCGACAUUUUGGGGCCAAGUGGAGCAACAUCGCUCAGCUCAAGAACAAAUAUGAUCCCCAUGCGAUAAUGUCACGGGGGCAGAGAAUUUUCCCCUUGCCAAGUGUGCCAGCAGCAGGCACCGCGACUACAUAG